UAAUACACCCAGAAGCAGGAAAAACAUAAUGGGGUAUUGAAGGAGAGAGAGUAGAAAUCAAUUAUAAUUGUUCCCUUUCUUUUUUUCCCUCCAAUCAUUCUCCACUGUGUGUGUUUGUGCGUGUGUCUGUGUUUGGGAUCUUUUUCCAUUUUGUGGGUUUCCUUUCUCCAUCUCUCUCAACCUCCUUCCCCCUCUUUCCCUCUCUCUCUCUCUGACUUUCAUCAUCAUCAUCAUCAUCAUUUUCUCUCUCUCUCUCUCUCUCUCUCUCUCUCUCUUUUUCGUGCACAGCUUUUCCUUUUUAUUUCCUUAAUUUUUUUUUUAAAGAGCUUUGUUUUUUCUCUUUUUAGUAAAUUCCGGCGGGAGUGAAGGAUUAAGGAAGUGAAUGAGUAGAAGUAAACAAUUCCUCAACUUCUACGAAACACUCUUCCCUCUCUCACUAUUGCUUCCUUAAACUCACUUUCUCACCAAGUCUUUUGAAUUUUUUUUUUCCUUCCCUUCUUCUUCUUCUCCUGUUUUUUUCUUUAGUUUAUUGACAAAUUUCCCCCUUUUUCUGGGUUCUUAACACUGGGUUUUGGUCUCUUUAUAUGAAGGUACUCUCUCUCUGGUCUUCUCCUCCUUCUGGUUUUAUUGGUUUGAUUUUGGUAUAUUUUUGUGAUUGAGGUGGGUUUUCAUUUAUUUAUUUUUAUUUAAGGGGUGAUUGGAGUUUGGUUGUUUUUCGGGUUGGGGAUUGACUGUGGGUGAAGAAGCUGACAAAUAUACUUGUGUUUAAGUUUAGUUACGGUUUAAAGUUGCGAUCUGUUGCUUUUAUUUAGUUUAUUUAGGUGUAAAGUUGGUUCCUUUUUUGACCUGGGAUUUUGGGUUCUUCUGCUUAUCGAAUUCAAAUUGGCUGUUAUGUUGGAUUUUACUGCCUUGACUUCAAUUUGCUAGAGUUUUAUGUUCUGAGCUUUGCAUUAGAUGAUCAGCUGCUUAUUAUUAUUACUUUGUUUCCUGCAACUUGCUCGGACUUUAUUUUCAUUUAUCUGAUGCACUAGUUUAUACAGUUGAAUUCCCUGGUUACUUGCUUCCUGUUCAUUUUUGCUUGUCGGUUACUAUUGGGGAGCUUUUUUCAUACCUUCUUCUAGCAGUAUUUUUUCCUAGGAAGUAAUUCGUACCUUUUGAAGUUGAAUGCAAUCUUCCCUACCCUCAAAGAUGUAGUUUGAACUUUGAGGGAGAAGAUUUCUUAAUAGUAUGAUACCAUACUCUUCUCUAGAUGUAAAUUUCAUUUCAGUUGCGCCUUAGCUAGGUGUCUAAAUAUUUUGUGGUAGCUGUUUUUUCUUACCUUCUUCUAGCGGUAAUGAAAUUGCUUUUUCACUAGUAUUAGGUGAGUUUUUCAUUAGUCUUAAAUUUAUAGGCUAUGUAUAUUAUCUCAGCAAAUCAUGGUUAUACUCCUUUUAUAUUCCUUUCAUGGUGAUUCUAUAGAUUUUAUACUGUUGUGAUGCUUGUUAGCGAAUACGUGUGGUACGACUUUCAUUCACAGAAUCUUGCAUCCCUUGUUGGGUUUGUCAAAACCUCAUUGGAGGUUUAGAUUCCCUGUUGAUGUAUACACUUUCUUUUAGAAAAAGAGAAAAUUUACGUGAUUUGAUUUGAUUGAAAGAAAACUUUUGCAAAUGUUAUAUUUUAUUUAUUUUGGAUGACAGUUUAGAUAUGCUUUUGUGUCACUACUUUGUGUAAGCUGGAUUCUUAGGGAAUUCUGUGUCUACUUUUAUGUUGCAGUUUUAUAAGUUAUGCAUCCUGUUUGUUAUUUUUCAAUCAUUGAUGGUAUUCUUAUAAAUCCUGACUAAAUUUUGCUACUUUGUUGUGAUAGCUCAGUCCACAUCCCCAUUGGGCCCCUUCAUCGGUGGUGAUUGUCGGAACGAGAAUGUUCAUGUAUAUGUAGUUUGUCUUUUGCUUAACAAAAUUGUCUAUAGGGUGUGUCUGGGGUUCUUUUGUGUUCUUCAUGUUAUCCUUCAACCACUUGACAAAUUUGCUUUAUGAAAUUGGUAUCUACAGCAUAAGUUUUUGAUAGGAACAAUUUUUAAAGCUGCAAUGAGUGUUGCUGAAUACAAGUGCUUCAAUUGAAAGGCAUUUCUAUGUUUUUGCUGUUUAUUCAUUCAUCUGGUUGUUCUAUUUUUUAAAUAAUACUGCACCUCGGAUUCUUAAGUCAACUUUUCGAAAUAUUUUGUGUUUCUAGGAAUUGCUUGAAUGGAACAAACCUCAAAAAGUUCUGAAUUUAAUGAUUCCGAAGUUCAUCCAAGAAAUCCAUUUGGGAAUAUAUCUGGAAAGGAAAGAAAUGCUUGGAGGAUCCCACUUGGUAGUGGUGCUUAUCAUGCGUCAAGUGAUGCAAGCUUGUUCUCUAGCUCAUUACCUGUCCUUCCUCAUGCAAAAUUAAACUACGGCGAUUCUGAACGAUCAGCUGCUGAUGCGUUGCCCAACUUAAGUAAACUUCUUUUACCAGACAAGGGUAAAGAUGCAUUUGAAAUUGCUGAAGCUAGUCCAGUUGGCAACUUGCUUCCUGGUGAUGAAGAGGAGUUAUUAGCUGGUAUUAUGGAUGACUUUGAUCUUAAUGAGCUGCCUACUCAGCUGGAGGAUUUGGAUGAUGAUUUUUUUGGCAGUGGUGGUGGACUAGAAAUGGAAGCUGAAUCCCAAGAUAAUCUGUUAAAUGGUUUGUCAAAUUUGAGUGUUUCUGAUGGUAUUCCUGGAAGCAGUGCUGGACAUUUUGCUGUUCCAAAUGGUGUGGGUACUGUUGCAGGAGAACACCCUUAUGGAGAACAUCCUUCUAGGACAUUAUUUGUACGGAAUAUCAAUAGCAAUGUAGAGGACGCUGAAUUGAAAUCUCUCUUUGAGCAAUAUGGAGAUAUCAGAACCCUAUAUACUGCUUGUAAGCAUAGGGGGUUUGUGAUGAUAUCUUACUAUGAUAUUCGUGCGGCUAGAACUGCAAUGCGAGCACUACAAAAUAAGCCUCUGAGACGAAGAAGGUUGGAUAUUCAUUUUUCAAUCCCCAAGGAUAAUCCGUCAGAGAAAGAUGUUAAUCAAGGCACACUUGUAGUCUUUAAUUUGGAUGCUUCAGUGUCGAAUGAUGAUCUGCGUCAAAUAUUUGGCGCCUAUGGGGAAAUUAAAGAGAUACGAGAAACCCCUCAUAAACGGCACCAUAAAUUCAUUGAGUUUUAUGACGUCAGGGCUGCAGAGGCAGCACUGAAGGCAUUAAAUAGGAGUGACAUUGCUGGCAAGCGUAUAAAACUUGAGCCUAGCCGGCCUGGUGGAGCCCGUCGGAACUUGAUGCAGCAACUGAGUCAAGAACUGGAACAUGAUGAUGCUCGAUCUUUACGACAUCAAGUUGGUUCACCAAUAGCAAAUUCUCCUCCUGGUUGGCCCAAUUUCGGGAGCCCUGUUGAACCAAGUACAUUGCCUGGUUUCAGUCAAUCACCUGGCAUGGGUUCAAUAAACACCAUGAGCAACAAUCACUUACCUGGAUUGGCCUCCAUUCUUCCCGGUCAGAUGUCAAACCCUGGAAAAAUUGCACCCAUUGGUAAAGACUCUGGAAGGAAUUUAAGUUCUAGUCCUGGGCCUGUCUCAUCUUUCCUUGACUUGAAGUCCAACUCCUCUGGUAUUGGAACUCUUUCUGGUCCGCAGUUUCUUUGGGGAAGUCCAACUGUUCAGGCUGAGCGGGCAAAUUCUUCAUCUUGGUCAAAUUCAUCGCUAGGUCAUCCUUUUGCUGCCAGUAGACAUGGACAAGGGCAUCCAUUUUCCAGUCGACAAGGCUCAUUUCUUGCUACACAUCCUCACGUGGGAUCUGCUCCAUCAGGUAUUCCCUUAGAGAGAAGAUUUGGUUUUCUACCCGAGUCACCAGAAACAUCCUAUAUGAGUCAAGUUGCUUUUGGAAGUACCGGAUUAAGUCCUGGGAGAGGAAACCAUGUAAUGAAUGUUGGGGCUUUGAAUGUUGGUGUUCCUCUUUCUGGAAGCUUCACUGAGGGAGGUUCUCCAAGUUCUAGGAUGAUGUCUUUGUCGCGGAAUGGGCACAUGUUUUUUGGUAAUGGGUCCUAUGGAGGAAUAGGCACAUCGAAUCUUGAUGGAUUAACUGAACGUGGUCGAAACAGGAGAGUUGAGAGUGCGAAUCAGAUAGACAAUAAGAAACAGUAUAUGCUUGAUUUGGAGAAAAUUAUCAGUGGGGAAGAUACAAGGACCACAUUGAUGAUAAAGAAUAUUCCAAACAAGUACACCUCAAAGAUGCUACUUGUGGCUAUUGAUGAAAGUCAUAAGGGUACUUAUGAUUUUCUUUACUUGCCUAUAGAUUUCAAGAACAAGUGCAAUGUUGGCUACGCCUUCAUCAAUAUGGUGUCUCCGUCUCAUAUCGUCUCCUUCUACGAGGUUCUUGUUUCUUGCUUUCUAUAUAUUUUGAGUUGUUUUCUAGUAUUUCACUCUCUGCUUCUCUUGGGAGUUUCUUAUAUUAUUUGUUGUAUCUGAUUAGUCAAAGCUGUUACAGAGUUAAUUAUUUGUGUCCUUUCUUUAUUAUUCUAUUUAAGGUAAAGCUUGAGUUUGGUACAUGUAAUCUCAGCAUUGCUUCUGAUAUUUAUAGAUUUAGACAUUACACAUUUGCAGCAGUUGUGAUUGCUAGACUGAAUUCUCAAAAGGAAAGUUUUGGCAGGUUUUCAAUGGCAUGAAGUGGGAGAAGUUCAAUAGUGAAAAAGUAGCUUCCCUAGCGUAUGCACGCAUUCAAGGAAAGACUGCGCUUGUUAAUCACUUCCAGAAUUCAAGCUUGAUGAAUGAAGAUAAAAGAUGCCGGCCAAUUCUCUUCCAGUCUGAGGGUGAGGGCACGGGUGAUCAGGUAUAUAUGUGUUGCAUCUGUGAAGUAUACUGUACACUUGGAAGAUAGACUUAGCUUUUUCUCUGUAUUUUUAUGUUAAAUUGCUUAAUGAUGUCCUGUGUGUUGAAGUCUUCUCUUUUUUGUUUGUUUUUGCUUAUUUUAGUUCCUACCUUUUGUACUUUUGAGACCUUCCAAGUUUGAGAAGUUAUUUGGAGAAUAAUGUUGUAUAUUCUUUCGCCCUUUUUGGUGGUCAUUGGCUUAUGCACUAAAUUUUUAUGGUCCAGAAGAUAGGAACUAAGAAGAAUAUUUUUUAAUUUCAAAGUUUUAUUUCUUGCAAAGAAUCAACUGCAGGAGGAUCACCUGGAUAUUGUAAGUCUGCAUUUAGGACUUACUGGGAAAAGAUCUACUGUGGAUGUACACCCUAUUCAAAUGAAUCUUAAAACUUUCUAGGUACCAGAAUUGUAUGCAAGUGCUCAGCAUAAAGCUAUAUGACUCUUCUUGUUUUAGUAUAGUGGUCGAACUGUUUGAAGUGUCUGUAGAGAUAGCAUCUUUUAUUAUGCAAAUGUAUGGAGGAUCUCUAAUUUAAUUUCUUGAUGGACUUGUUUUCCCCAUUGUUUUUGUAUUGAGGUUUACCUGAGACAAGAUCAGUGUCGCAACAGGUUUACCUGAUCUAACUAUGUUGAGACUUAUUUGUUUGGGUACAGGAGUUUCUGCCUUCCAGCAACCUGAAUAUCUGUAUCCGGCAGCCUGAUGGGUCUUAUACAGGGGAUUCUCUGGACAGUCCAAAAGGCAGUGUGGAUGAAAAGCUGGAUAAGAGUUGAACAUGUUGGGGAAGUUGCUAACUUAUAUUAGAAGCGGCUGUGUAAUAGCUGAGAGUGGAUUAAUUGUUGUGGCAGUGAUUAAUAACUUCUUGAAAAAUAUUCAAGUACAUAAGGUAAAUAUUGAAGUCUGAUGUCGGAUGUUGAUUACCCAUAUUCAUGCAUCUACUUUUUGGGUGAUGGAUAGUCCAUAGCACACGAGAGAAACUGUCGAAACGUGGAAUAUGGAGCAUUUAUUCAUAGUUAGAGUAACCAGCUGAAAUUCAUCUUGGGGGGAGGGAAGAAUAAGGUGAAGCAUUCUGCUUGUGCUCGAAGCGUCACCUGGUGUAUGCUUUUGCCACCAAUAUGUGCAUUAUGUGUUCUUCGUUUUCCUUUUGUCUGUUUUUGUGGUCGAUUUCUUGCAGUGGCUUUUGACUCGCUGAAUGUAUACAUGUGCAUAGAGGUGGGAGGGACUGGGAAUAUGGAGGUUGCAGUCUUGUUUCAAAAGUGUAUAGAUGGGAGAAAACAAGAACUGCACCUUGCAUGAUUUCUGUAUUAGAUUUAUGGACUACGUGAAACUUUGUAAUCUACAAGUUUCAAUGUAUAGUUUUUAACUUUAUUAAUGUUGCGCUUCUUUUGUGAUUUUAAAGUGACCGGUAACUUUGAAUUCUGGAUUGGCUAAUGCUGCUGGCUCAUAUCUGGAAUACUUCUGAAAUCUUUGUUUUUUUAGUGGGACGGUAGAAGCUGUUUCAGUUUGUAACUGUUACUGCUUUUCCAAUUCAGGACCUGUAUUGGAAAUGUACUAAGAUAUCCCCUUAGAAGGUGAUUCUUUCACUGAAUUUGUAUUGCUUUUUACCAAGUACAAUGAAUGCAUUGGCCAAAAGUUCUCGACUCUUUGAGAGCUCCAAAUACUAAGAUAGUACUCCUUUGUCUCAAAACAGUCCUCUUGUUUGGGUAGAGGAAGUAUAAGGUCCAGUGAUAGCAAUGUGGUGAAUCUGGUGAUGUUAGCCUAACGAUGACUUCAUAAAACAAAAUUUCUGACCAAAUAACACAUUGCUUAUGAAUGUGAUGAGAAG
Molecule: messenger RNA, 6692 nt
Organism: Oldenlandia corymbosa var. corymbosa
Lineage: Eukaryota; Viridiplantae; Streptophyta; Magnoliopsida; Gentianales; Rubiaceae
Source: the annotation of a GenBank genome assembly